AUGGAUGACCGCACCCCAUCCAUUGUUGUGAAGUCAAGUUCUCAUGUCGAUGGAUCUAGAAUGUGUUAUACAAGGCAAGCCUUGUUUUCUCUUCGCCAUAGCUAUGGGACUAAGUGUCUUUCCCCUGAUACUUAUGCUCACUUCAAGGAGUUGGGUAUCGAUCAUGUGAGAGGAAUAAGAGGUGGAUGUCAUAUUCAUAGGAGGACUGGCAAUACACAGAUGCAGAAGUAUACACAGAAAAAGUAUGUAUUCACUCAGGAGAUUGAGAAUGACAGUGGUGGAUCUGGUUCUGCUUCAACACUCUAUACUUCUUGUUAUGUAGGAGUUGAUAUCAUCAGGGCAUCAAACUGUUACAUCAACAUCGGCGGUAUUGAUGUUAAUCUACGCGGUGGAUUUGUAAGCUCGAUAUACUACAGGCUUAAAAGCAUAAUAGAAGGCUACAUCAAAGAUGCACUGAAUGAACAGAUCUGUGGUGAAGUUAUCUAUGAGGUCAAUCGCAAACUGAAAAACUUGCAAGUGAUUGCCCAGGUCCCGGCCCCGGUAGAUGUCAUCGAAUUUGACUAUUCCUUGGUGGAGAGUCCUUCCUUCAAUGGCUACGUCAGUACUGCUCAUAAGGGUGGGGUGUACCCGAUAGGAAGCAAGACGGAAUGUCCACUACCGGUUUCGCAAAUUCCACCCGACUCGGAUACUUCCCGUAUGGUGUUCAUCUGGAUAACCGAAUAUCUGCCCAACUCAGCCGGUUACGUGCUUCAGAAUAGUUUCCUACAGUACAACGUGACCCCUGACAAUGUCCCUGCUGAAGCAAAGGACCUCUUGAACACAUCCCAUGUUGCUUUCGACCUUAUCAUGCCACAGAUCAACAAGAUGUACCCGAACAUGGCAAUGCAGAUCAAUAUUAAAAGCACCAAGGCUCCCGUUAUCAAAAUAGCAUCUACCGGGGUACAGGCCGACUUGGUCGGGGACCUUACCACCUACGCAAUCUUACCCAACAAGACCUUGGCCUACCUGUUCACUCUCAGCAUGAGCAUAUCUGCCAAGGUGUCUAUGAACUUCACCGGGAACAAAAUAACAUGGAACAUAGCGUCAUGCAGCGCUACUUUGGAAGCAGUUCGCUCAGCAAAGCAGCCAAUUUUUACAUCUAGCCUUCAGGUUGAAUUAGGCAACACAUUCUAUCUUAACCAGCUCGGUGCUGUGGGAAUUCCCAUUCAUCAGCUUAUCAAUUGCCUGAUGGAUUUGUGUUCACCAACCCUGUCAUCUACCUAG
Strongylocentrotus purpuratus (purple sea urchin) is the source of this 1263-nucleotide messenger RNA. RefSeq names its product bactericidal permeability-increasing protein-like. Lineage: Eukaryota; Metazoa; Echinodermata; Echinoidea; Camarodonta; Strongylocentrotidae. Gene Ontology annotation, molecular function: lipid binding. The record is from RefSeq and is a predicted model, not a curated record.